AUGCGCGCGGCUUGUUUUGUUCUGGGUACCCUUCUCAUCUCCCUCUCUCUCUCUCUCUCUCUCUCUCUCUCUCUCUCCCACAGUGAUGUCAAACUCUCCGUCCGGCAGCGGUAGAGGCGAUGGAGAACCUGGCAUUCCUGGCGAACGCGAGCAACCUGGUGACAUACCUGACGGGCUCCAUGCACUUCUCCCCCGCACGAGCCGCCAACGCCGUCACCACCUUCAUGGGCACCGCUUUCCUCCUCGCCCUUCUCGGCGGCUUCCUCUCCGACGCCUUCUACACCUCUUUCCGCAUCUACCUCAUCAGCGCCGUCGUCGAGUUCCUGGUACACACCUCGCCGCUGUAACCCCGCCCACCGGAAGUCCGUCGGUGGUUGGUUCUCACCGACGUCACGGCAGCGGCGCAUCGCGCGCUGUGGUGGGGAUCGCAUUUCCAUGCAGCCCACGCUGGGCCCGUGCGAAUAGCUCCUAUGUUUUUCUGCCGGCAACGGCUACGGAUUCUCGCAGAAGAGGACAGAUAACUUUUCGAACUAAAUCCAUGGGAGUCUGGAAACCCAUUUGGUUAAUAACCUAACCCUCCAGAUUUAGCCGCGGCUUUCUUCGUCAUGGGCUAGAUUAGGGCAACACUCUCUUUUCGCUAGAACUUCGGAACCCGACGAAAACUCUAAACCAACGGUCUAUUGCUGAGCCUUGGAUUUCCUUUCUCACAGGGGUUGGUUAUAUUAACAAUCCAAGCCCGGACGGGAUCUCUGAAGCCCCCCGAGUGUCAUCUCCUCGGCCCGUCGAGCAGGCCCUGCGAGGAGGUCUCCGGCGGGAAGGCGGCGCUGCUUUUCGCCGGGCUCUAUCUCGUGGCGCUGGGCGUGGGGGGCAUCAAAGGCUCGCUCCCUGCCCACGGCGCCGAACAAUUCGACGAGGAGACGACGCAGGGGCGAAAGAGCAGGUCUACCUUCUUCAACUACUUCGUCUUCUUCCUCUCGUUGGGGGCGCUGGUGGCCGUCACCUUUGUGGUGUGGUUGGAGGACAACAAGGGCUGGCAGUGGGGCUUCGGGAUAUCCACCGUCGCCGUACUACUCUCCUUCCCCGUCUUCCUCGCCGGCUCCGCCACUUACCGGAAUAAGACGCCGACGGGAAGCCCCCUCUCCACUAUUGCGAGGGUAAGCGCCGGGGACAUGGGAUUAUCUGAGACUAAGAUACUCUGUUCUUUCUUACGGAGUUGAAUGCUUCAUUCUCAUUAAAACUCUGGGCAGGUGUUAUUUGCGGCCGCCCUCAACCCUAAAGGCCACCAUCAAGCUCCCAGAGGCGCAGUGGUAGACAUGGCCACCAGUCCCACAUGGAACCUCCAUGCGGGGGAACAGAAUACCCUAAAAGAGGCCUCACGCCUCCCAUCCCGGGAGUUGUGUUUCCUCAACAGGGCAAUGGAGAGGAAACCCAUACACCAAGCGCUCGCAGUCACGGUAGAGGAAGUGGAAGAGGUGAAGGUGGUCGUCAAGAUCCUUCCCAUUUUCCUCUCCACCAUAAUGCUCAGCUGCUGCUUGGCCCAGCUCUCUACCUUCUCUGUGCAGCAGGCGGCCACCAUGGACACCAGGCUUGGCUCCCUCACCGUACCGCCGGCAUCCCUCCCGGUCUUCCCCAUCGCCUUUAUCAUGGUCGUCGCGCCUCUCUACGACCACAUCAUCGUGCCCUUCGCGCGGAAGAUGAGGGGGACCGAAUCCGGCAUUACCCAGCUCCAGAGGAUCGGCGUAGGCCUGGUCCUCUCCGUGCUGGCCAUGGCGGUGGCCGCCCUAGUGGAGGUCAAGCGGAAGCGGGUCGCCUCCCUCACGGGAACUGUCCACUCGGCGGCGCCGCUUCCCAUCACAUUCCUCUGGGUGGCCUUACAGUACCUCUUCCUGGGGUCAGCCGACCUCUUCACUCUCGCCGGCCUGCUUGAGUUCUUCUUCACAGAGGCGCCGUCGAGCAUGCGGUCCUUAGCAACGUCUCUCUCCUGGGCAUCCCUAGCGAUCGGCUAUUACCUCAGCUCUAUCUUGGUGUCAAUUGUGAACAGCGUCACCAAUGGCAACCACCAGAAGCCGUGGCUGGCCGGUGGCAACCUCAAUAGCUACCGCCUGGAGAGCUUCUACUGGCUCAUGUGCAUCCUCAGCACCAUUAAUUUCCUCCACUUCUUGUUCUGGAGCUCACGCUUCAAGUACCGGCCGGCGCUCCGCAGGGGCUAA
Molecule: messenger RNA, 2210 nt
Organism: Spirodela intermedia
Lineage: Eukaryota; Viridiplantae; Streptophyta; Magnoliopsida; Alismatales; Araceae
Source: the annotation of a GenBank genome assembly